ACUUGCUUAAGGCUACCGUCUAAGCUUGAACUGGGGCCUUGUAGCUCAGACUCUUAACUGCUUUAGCAUAUAGCAGUUUCCUAUCCAGAGUUCAUCAUUAUUCCAGGUUCCAAUGUCAUUUCAAUGGUGCAUAAAAAGCUGCAGAUUCCAGAUGCCUUUUUAAUCAGGGAAUUGGCCACCCUUAAAGUGUCACUAUAUGGAUAAGAACAAUAAUGUUGCUUUAUUGAGGGUAGUGCCAAGGCAUCAUAACCCAGAAGGUUUAUGGCAGAAAUUCAACUUUGCUGCUGCCAGUAAUAAAAUUAAUCCAAGGUGGAGAUGUCCUCUUCAAAGUUCAUUACCCUAGAAUGAUUUCUCCUUCCCUUUAAAGGGCUCUUGAAAGGAUGCACUUGCUACUUUUGGGUACCACUCAAUGCAUUAUUAUUUCUUCAUGACCUGCAGGUAUAUUAAUGCACCUUGACCAGUAGAAAUAAGGGCUGUAAGGUUCAAGAAAGCCCUUCUCUACAUUUCCCCCAGUCUUCAAAAAGGAGCAGAGCAAAAGGGGUCUUUUGAUUGCAGACCAAGUGUGAACAGAAACAAAUUCUGCAUCUUUUUACACAUAUGAAACACUAAAGCACAUUACAUAUUUUAGGUGCAUAUAAAUGUCCUUUUUAAAGGGAUGUGCCUAAAAACCUCACAUGUGAGUAAGAUUAUAUUGCAUUUGGAAGGCUGUAAUCGAGUUUGUGAGUAGCUAGUAGAAAAAAAUAUUGGGCUUCGUUGGAUAAAAGGGUGUCAUCAAAAUGGAGGGAAUAGAAUAGCUGUUUUUACUUUUAGUGAAAGAAAAUGCAUCUCUGAUAGGUGAAUUAAGCACUCUGUGGUCUGAUACUUCAAUUAUGUGUGUGUUUACGAAGAAGUAAUUCCCAUUAUGUUCAGUGGGGCUUACUCCGAUGUAGGUACGUAUAGGAUCACAGCCUAACUACAAUCCUCCGUAUGUUUAUGUACUUAGAAAUAAAUCUAUUUUCAAGAAUGUGGGCACAGGAUUACAUCCUAAAGGUUGUAAUGUUAACCCAGGAACUGGCACAGCCCAUAGUUCCUUUAAAGCAGCUUAAACGUGUGUGCCCCUGCAUUUAAAGUAGCGCUUUUGCACAAUGCACCAGUCUGGUUGGUUUGGUUUGGUAUUCUUUUGUUUUGUUUUCAAGCGGCACGUACAAACUUUUUGCCUUGACUUUCUUGCAGUAUUUGGUGUGUAAAAGGAAGCUGGAAAGUAAGAAGGAAGCUCUGCUAAUUCUUUCCAAAGAGCUGGACACAUGUCAACAAGAAAGAGACCAGUACAAGCUUAUGGCUAAUCAGCUACGGGAGAAGCACCAAUCACUGAAAAAGAAAUACCGGGAACUGAUUUGACAUGUAAACUCCCUUCUUGUAGGACGGGGACCCAUCUCUUCCUCCUGAAAAGAGAAAGCAGGCUAAUCUUGCCCAACUCCUGAGUGAUUCUCGGGAUCGAAAUAAGCAUCUGGGAGAUGAAAUCAAAGAACUUGAGCAGAGGCUGGGAGAAGUCCAAGGGGACAACAAGCUCCUUAGGAUGACAAUAGCUAAACAAAGACUCGGAGAUGAGGAGGUUGGAGCACGCCACUUCGCACCACAUGAACGUGAAGACCUUGUCCAGCAAUUGGAGAAAGCUCGAGAACAAAUUGAGACUCUGCAACAUGAUCUUCAAGCAUCGUUGGAUGAACUACAGGAUGUAAAAGAGGAGCGCUCUUCUUACCAAGAUAAGUCUGACAGAUUAAACCAGGAGCUUAACCAUGUUCUUGGAGGACAUGUAAACCGCAUUAUCGAUAUUGAUGCUCUUUGUAUGGAGAACAGAUAUCUUCAUGAGAGAUUAAAGCAAAUUCAAGAAGAGGUCAACAUUCUCAAAUCAAAUAUUGUAAAGUAUAAGAAUGCACUAGAAAGGAGGAAAAAUUCCAAGUCUCACAGCAAGUCAAAUAGCAGUGCACUAACUGGAGUCCUUUCUGCUAAGCAAGUCCAAGAGCUGUUAUCAGAGGAUCAUGGAUGCAGCCUGCCAGCCACACCGCAGUCCAUUUAUGACCUUAAAUCUUUGGCUACUGCUUUACUGGAGACAAUCCAUGAGAAAAACAUGGUCAUUCAGCAUCAAAGGCAAACCAACAAAAUCUUAGGCAAUCGUGUAGCAGAACUGGAGAAAAAGUUGAGGACUUUAGAAGUAUCUGGUUUGUGGAGUCUUCCAGGCCUGAGCUACAAUGUCUCAGUGGGAUUUGGGAGUGGCAAGGAUACCAUUACAUUCAGUGACCCCGCUAUGCCUAUUAUCCAGAGGUCUCGAUCACCAUUGCUAUCUUUUGCAGAUAAGCCACAGCAGAAAACAGAAGAAGAAACCAGAGAACAAGAGGAAACGUGUGCCGUUAAAACAGAAUUGACACUCCCAGAAAAAACGGCUACAGUUUCUGAUGAUUCCUGCACAAACCAAAACAACGGUAACAAAACCAAUCAUUUUCAUCCAUCAUUACCCCAGUUUCCUUCUGAGGAAGACGGUGCAAAUGGGUUUGGGAAUGAAAUCAUUAAGCUGACAGAGGAGCAGGCAGCUGCAGAGCUGGAAGGGAGCAGAGCAGAAUGUUUGACAGAGAGCCAGGCAGCAGGUCAGCCAGAGCUCAGCAGCUCAUCCGAAGGCGAAUCCCCCUUGCCCAGCCCUCCUCCCUUUGACUCCACAGAGCCCUGCAACCUCCGGGAGAACAAACACACAAACGAGAAGCAAGCCGUGGAAGAAGAGACAGGAACCUCGGAAAGCGACACUGAGAAUCUUUGUGACAAAAAGGAUGAAAGCGGUGACACAGCGAACGCCGAGGAUGAUGAAAAGCAGAUUCCCCCAACUCCAGAUUUCAGUGACAUUCCAGAUAAUGUACCUGCAGCUGUGACAGUUACAGACAGUGCUCCUGAUCUGGGCUCACCGUGACUCACUUUGAUUGUUUUCAGAAAGGAUGUGAUUCCAGUCUCUUCAAGCUUCUCCCAGCUGCUUCCUUGUUGGUCUGUCGAGAAAGAUCCCCUAACACACACACCACACACACACACACACACACACACACACACACACCCUGCAUCCAACACUUUGGUAUGUGCAAACAAACAUACCCUAGAGAAAUGUGAAAAAAAGGAGCAGGACUAAAAUGAUGGCUUUCAGAAUUUUGCCCUCUGCUAUUUGCUGCGAUUAACGUUAUUAGAUAGAGUGACAUAAUUGAGAAUAAUGGGACUUAGCACCCCAUCAUUAUGCUUGAUCACGUCAGUUACAUCUCUGCCUCUUCAGUAUGUAUAAUUUUUGGUGCAGUGCCUGUUUGAAUGUAUCUUAAGAGCCUGGAACGUCAAGGGGGGGUAGAGAGAGUUGCCUUUGGUGAAGCCGACAGAGUCAGAAAUGGUAAAACAUAAAGGCUUCAAUGAACAAGCUUUUGGUUUCUCAGGGUGGGGGGUGAUUCUUCCUGGCACACACAGUUUAAUACUAAACAGCAAAUUGCCUUGAUAUAACUGGUGGCUGUAUAUACACCGUGUCUGGUCAUCGGAUUAAUUACUUGCAGACACACAAACACACAGCCUAUUUUGCUGUUUCUAUUUUGAAGGAGCUUUUUCCAGUAAGUACUAAGGCACAACAGCGUAUUGACAAGGCUGGCCUUGCUGGCCAUGCAUGUACUACCACCCCUCCCUCUUUCCCCUUAUUCUGUCCCCUCUUCCUUGCAAACUGUGAGCUCUCUCCCUCUCUCCCUUUUCCUUUCCCCCUUUCUCCACUUCUCUCUACUUUGCCGCAACUUCAGUUCUUGACUUUCCGCAUCUCUCUUAUGGCUCACACUUUGGGUUGUAUCAAAUGGAGUUCGUCUGGCCUAGAAAUGGAAGUUGAACUUCGUCCAUGUCAGAAUGACGUCUUUUUGAGCUUAAACCAGGGAAGAGUUGGAAGUCGGAUGCCUUCUCUGCUUUCAUUUGAGCAGCGUUUAAACUCAAAAGGUACACCUGUGCAGAAGGGAAGUAUAUACUUUUCUUUCCCUUCUGAUCCAUUAGCCUUGUGGAUAAUAGUUGAAAUUACUCUUUUCUCGUAGCCAUUUUCUCUCUUCAAUUCUUCCCGUGGUGGCAAUCAAUUAGCUUCCGGUGGGAGAGAGUCUUUAGGGCUUCUUGGGCCUGCUGAGCAAAGCUUUCCAUAGCCUACUUCCACUGAUUCUGAAGUGUUUCCUUGCGGUUCCUGGUAGGACAAUGGCUGUGUAAUAUUUAUUGUGGAUAUUUUGCAGCUGUGGAGCUAAAGGGAGGCCUGAUUUU
This is a messenger RNA of Podarcis raffonei (Aeolian wall lizard), 4275 nucleotides long. It is a transcript of the gene CCDC149, whose product is annotated as coiled-coil domain containing 149. The transcript is spliced from 12 exons. The coding region runs from base 1556 to 2935 and encodes 459 amino acids. Lineage: Eukaryota; Metazoa; Chordata; Lepidosauria; Squamata; Lacertidae. The record is from RefSeq and is a predicted model, not a curated record.